UCUUUCAUUUGAAUGAUCCUUCAGGUACGCCGAGAUUUUUGCCAUUUCCGCUAGAUUUAUAACUUUCAUUGUCCACUCUUGGAUUGUAGGUAAACCUUGCUUCUUCCAAUAUUGUGCCACCAACAGUCUUGCUGCAGUUAUUAAAUUCAAAAUCAAUUUAGCUUUAAUCAAAACACCAUUAAACAAUAGAUCACACAUAUUUUUGACCUCAAGAAUAUCAGUUGUGGAAAAGCUCCAUAGAUCUGCCUAUUGUAGAAAAAGCAUAGAUUGCAAAUCAUAGCUGAUUAAACAAGAAGAUUCCAACUGUAGAAAAGCCAUACAAAUUAUCCGAAUAUGCCAAAAAGUUUGGUCAGAACAGCUUCCUUGUGGUUCAUGGAACGACUCACACAGGAGAGAAGCCAUACGAGUUCUCCCAACGUGAAUACUUUACUGAGCACGGCAACAUGGUGAUAAAUCACAGGACACCCAUCACAUAAGAGUGCCCAAAUUGUGUGAAAGUUUCAUUGGAAAUUACCUCCUCAUGAGACAACAAAGGACUCACACAGGAGAGAAACCCUUUCAAUGUCCUGAUUGUGGGAAAAGUUUCAGUCGCAAUUCCAGCCUGGUGAUACACCAGAGGACUCACACGGGAGAGAAACCAUUUGAACGUCCUGAUUGUGGGAAAAGGUUCAUUAACAAUUCAUAUCUGGUGUCACACCAGCGGACUCAUACGGGAGAGAAACCAUUUGAAUGUCCUGAUUGUUGGAAAAGGUUCAGUAACAAUUCCAAUCUGGUGUCACACCAGAAGACUCACACCGGAGAGAAACCAAUUGAAUGUCCUGAUUGUGGGAAAAGUUUCCGUAACAAUUCCAGCCUGGUGAUACACCAAAGGACUCACACAGGAGAGAAACCAUUUGAAUGUCCUGAUUGUGGGAAAAGGUUCAGUCACAAUUCCAGCCUGGUGAAACACCAGAAGACUCACACAGGAGAGAAACCAUUUGAAUGUCCUGAUUGUGGGAAAAGGUUCAGUAACAAUUCCAGCCUGGUGACACACCAGAGGACUCACACAGGAGAGAAACCAAUUGAAUGUCCUGAUUGUGGGAAAAGUUUCCGUAACAAUUCCAGCCUGGUGAAACACCAGAAGACUCACACAGGAGAGAAACCAUUUGAAUGUCCUGAUUGUGGGAAAAGGUUCAGUAACAAUUCCAGCCUGGUGACACACCAGAGGACUCACACAGGAGAGAAACCAUUUGAAUGUCCUGAUUGUGGGAAAAGGUUCAGUAACAAUUCCAGCCUGGUGAAACACCAGAAGACUCACACAGGAGAGAAACCAUUUGAAUGUCCUGAUUGUUGGAAAAGGUUCAGUAACAAUUCCAAUCUGGUGUCACACCAGAAGACUCACACCGGAGAGAAACCAUUUGAAUGUCCUGAUUGUGGGAAAAGGUUCAGUAACAAUUCCAGCCUGGUGACACACCAGAGGACUCACACAGGAGAGAAACCAAUUGAAUGUCCUGAUUGUGGGAAAAGUUUUCGUAACAAUUCCAGCCUGGUGAAACACCAGAAGACUCACACAGGAGAGAAACCAUUUGAAUGUCCUGAUUGUGGGAAAAGGUUCAGUAACAAUUCCAGCCUGGUGACACACCAGAGGACUCACACAGGAGAGAAACCAUUUGAAUGUCCUGAUUGUGGGAAAAGGUUCAGUAACAAUUCCAGCCUGGUGAAACACCAGAAGACUCACACAGGAGAGAAACCAUUUGAAUGUCCUGAUUGUGGGAAAAGUUUCCGUAAAAAUUCCAGCCUGGUGACACACCAGAGGACUCACACAGGAGAGAAACCAUUUGAAUGUCCUGAUUGUGGGAAAAGUUUCCGUAAAAAUUCCAGCCUGGUGUCACACCAGCGGACUCAUACGGGAGAGAAACCAUUUGAAUGUCCUGAUUGUUGGAAAAGGUUCAGUAACAAUUCCAAUCUGGUGUCACACCAGAAGACUCACACAGGAGAGAAACCAUUUGAAUGUCCUGAUUGUGGGAAAAGGUUCAGUAACAAUUCCAGCCUGGUGACACACCAGAGGACUCACACGGGAGAGAAACCAUUUGAACGUCCUGAUUGUGGGAAAAGGUUCAUUAACAAUUCCAAUCUGGUGUCACACCAGAAGACUCACACCGGAGAGAAAUCAUUUGAAUGUCCUGAUUGUGGGAAAAGUUUCCUUUGGAAUUCUGAGCUGGUGAGACACCAGAGGACUCACACAGGUGAGAAACCUUACGAGUGCCCAGACUGUGGGAAAGAUUUCAGUACUAAGACUAGCCUUUUAAAUCAUGUGCUUAUACGCACGGGAGAAACCAUUUAAGUGCUCCAAGAGUGGAUGGUGCUGCAGGAAACAUUCCACCCUUAUUGCACACAAGAAAAUGCACAUGGAUUUUCCAAAGUGAUGAGUAAUGAUCUAAAGCAGUGGUUCCCAAAGUUAGUGGUACCAAAGUGGUGGCAGUGGGAUGACUUAGGGGGGCAGUAAGAGGCAUGGGGGGCAGCAGGGGGGCGUUAAGUGGCAAGGAGGGUGGCCCCCACCUUUUGGCCUGUGCCUCGCAGCAGUUACCUCCUCGCAAGCACACAGCAAGAAAAAACAGCUGCUUUCAACUUCAGCAUAUUAAUUGCAUAUUAAUUGCAUUAAUAAUUGCAUAUUAUUAAUUAGCACAAGUUGAUUAGAUUGGCCUCCCGAUUCUCUCAGCUGUUUUGCGCAGGGCUCUGCUGCUUGCUUCAAAGAGUUGGAGCAGAUUUUUUUCCCCUUGUGCUAAUCAAGCUAUGCUGAAAACAAAACAAAGUAAAGCAGGCUGUUUGCUGUUUGCUGCAAGGAAAAAUGAGGCAGAGGCAGAGGGAGAUUUCUUUUUCUUCUUUUUCCUCACUAAAACAGGUAGGUGCAAACAAUGAGAAAUUUAGGGCAAAAGAGGAGAGUUCAAGAUUUUAAAACACAAAAGAAAAACAGGAGAAAGAAAAAGGCAAAAAUAAAAAUGGGAAGGGAGAAAAAGAAAUGAAAGAGAAAGAUGUUAUACUUAUUUAGAAUUGAAAUAUGAAUAGUAGUAAGAAAUAAAUGGGAAAUCAUGAUU
Molecule: messenger RNA, 3074 nt
Organism: Pantherophis guttatus
Lineage: Eukaryota; Metazoa; Chordata; Lepidosauria; Squamata; Colubridae
Source: RefSeq, a predicted model, not a curated record